This is a messenger RNA of Purpureocillium takamizusanense, 3144 nucleotides long. RefSeq lists its product as uncharacterized. NCBI's taxonomy places the organism in Eukaryota, Fungi, Ascomycota, Sordariomycetes, Hypocreales, Ophiocordycipitaceae. The transcript has a single exon. The record is from RefSeq and is a predicted model, not a curated record. The coding region runs from base 1 to 3144 and encodes 1047 amino acids.
AUGCUAUCCAACUUUUCAGACCAGAUAUCCAACACGGAGCUCCUAAAGGACGUGCUCGCGGUGGAGGAGCUGCCCGAGCUCGCACGGGCCCAAGCUCUGUGGUGUUAUGCGGAUAAUAUCAGAUGCGAUGAAGGUGGCGAUGGUUGGCUGCGGGAGCUCGCCACGGCGGCGCGGCUGUUUGAUAACGCCCAGCAUGCUACCGGGGCUCUAGAGAUUCGCGUGGACAUCCUGAAGCACAAAAGCAAUUAUAAGACCGCCACACACGAUACCGAAGAGCUUUGGGAAAUAAAACGUCGUCUGGAGAACGUCGGGAACUUCAGAGCAGCAAUGGGCUGCCUUCGCGCGAUUGUUCUGAUCAAUACGCAUGGGCUUGCCACGCCGCCUGCAUCACUGCGGUCGCGAGUCCACGAGGACUGGUCUCGGCUUUCAAGUCUUUGCCGAUCAAAGCAGCUGCAAACUUCACCGGAUGCGGCAGAUGUCCUUGACUGGCAGUCCACAGUCUGCAAGACCCCCAAGGACUUGGAGUACCUCGAGCACUUCUACGACAACAUUGCCGAUCUCGAUGCUCCAAACGUCAUUUUCUACGUCUUGCAGAAGUUGCGCCAGCAAUACAAAAAGAUGGGGGAAAGCGAAAAAGCAGCCAAAUGUCUCUCUCGCAGACCAGACACUCUGCCACGAAAGAUCUUUAUUGAUGAAGGCCUUGACCCGUUUGAUGCACGGCUGAAAAUGAUAUCGACAAAGGAGGAAGUCAGUGAUACCGAACGCGAGCUUGCCUGUCUUCGAUCAGAGCUCGACAAGGUGCGGGGCAUCGUGGCCGAUACCGUGGACAUGGAGCACCGAGAUGCUGAGGUCCGACGCCUUCUCGACAUUGCGGCUACAUACAUCGGGCAGUGCAAAAUCCGUGGGGAGGCCCAGAUGGACCUCAUUGGGCCGUUGAUAUAUGACGCCAUCGAAGGGUUGUGCGAAACCUUGGACGAGAGACGGGCAAGGCUUCACAGGGGGGAGUUGUUGUUAUGCAAUGCCGAUCACCUACAAGGUGAACUCGUCUUCCUCGACGCAGCUAAUGACUUCGAACGAGCCCGUGAAGUCACUAUUCGAAUUUUGAAGACAGCGGCAGAUCUCCAAGAGGCGGCGAUUGCGAUGUUCGAAGAAGGCGAGCAUCAACUGGAGAUGGGCAUGGCAAAAGCAAGGCUCGGUCUGACGUGCGAGAAGUUUUGGAAACUCAUUGAAACCGAGACCUUUGAUGGCUUCUCCCUGGCCGUCAAGAACUUGACGGAUGCAUUAGCGAUUGUUGAGAAGUUUGGACGGUUGAGCACGCAGCGGAGCUACUGCCAGAAACUGGUGCUCUUGUGGUGGGAUCGAUUCCGCAUCCAUGUCGAAGAGAGUGCGGUCAAUGUCCAGUCCACGGAAGCACACUCGAUGCUGCUGAAAUGGGUCAACAAGGCAGAUGAGCUCGCCACCGCGGAAAGGAACCAAGUCUCCCUGCUUUCUCGGCAACGGGCAGUGACAGGCAAGCAGGCUCUCCAGAGCGACAAUUCAGUGCUUCAACUCCAGCAGGUCGCCAGGUACGUUAGCGAGCAGACGAAUGAUGACAUGAUGGCCUGGGAAUGGCUGCAAAAGGCCAGAGCACGCAGUCUCUCCGACAUGCUGGCCCUUGGCAUCAACAUACCAGUCCACCUACGAGUUUUGAUUGAGGCGGAUGCAGAGCUCACACGCCUGUUGGAUGAGGAGAAAAACCUGGCGGAGCAAGUGAGGGAUGCGUCGGUCCCAUAUUCCGCGGAAACUUGGCGUAUACAAAACAAGCUGCAAGCGCACCGGGACACCAUGAGACUGCGGGACCCUCUCCGAGAAGUGCUGGACCUCCGUGAAGGACGACCGGAGUCAUUGGCGUCCCUGACCGAGAUCAGCACUCGAUCACCAGACGCCGCGAGCCGGAGAAUCCUGCUCGUUGACUGGACAGUUCGAGACGGGUGCUGCGCAGCAUUCGUCGUCUCGGAUGCGGGUUUGAAAUUCUUCAAGACCACCGUCACGGCGGAGGAAAUGAGCUUGUGGAAGACGCAAUGGGCAGCGGCCUGUGAGCAGGCAAAGCUAUCUGGCUCGGACAAGAGGAGCUACAAUCUCCUCAAAGAGAUGUUCAAGGUGGUGGAGGGGUUGUUGACGCUCUCUGCCGAGGGGGAUCUGCUCGUCUUCUGUCCGGAUGACGUGCUGCGAGGCAUCCCGCUCCAUGCGGCUGUGAUGCCCAACCGCCCUGGAAAGCGGAAGGACAAGCAGGAGACCCUUUUGGAGCGUAACCCCAUCGUGUACGCGGCGAGCAUGACGUCCUUUGCGCAUUGCGUGACGCGGGAGAUGGGGAGGCAGCGGACGGCCCGUGAUAUGAGUCGCUCUUAUGUCGCCGUGUUCGAGCGGACAGACCAACCGGAUGUUGCUGCUGCUGAAGACUCGUCUGCCGGAGACAAGCUGAACGAGGCCGAGGAGAAACUCAGAGACGAGUGCUAUGAAAAGACACGCGACACCGCACGCAGGGUCGGGGCACAAACGGUCGUCGUGGGCAGAGAGGUUACUCACGCAAGCUUCGUGUCCGCCCUGCAAGCCGAUCGCGUUUGCUUCCUCGGCCACUGCGACCUAGACGAGGGUAGUGCGAUUUUGGGAAAAGACGUCCUGCAACAGGGUCUGGAGCUGGGCGGCAGCAGCAGCAGCAGCAGUAGUAGUAGCGGCUCACCUGGGCCGCCGCACCACGCGCCCGGCAGCCGUUCCCACGUCUUCACGACGUCGGACUUUUUCGCCGUCGACAUCAUCGCCUCGCACGUCACCCUCUUGGCGUGCUCGUCGGCCAACGAGGCGCUGGGCGCCCCCGAGGACCCCAUCGGGAUCAUCAGCGCCCUCCUGUGCGCGGGGGCGACGUCGGUCAUCGGCACCAUGUGGAAGCUCAACCUUGCCACCGCGAACCUGGUCAUGGGGCUGUUGGAGGAGACGACGGGUGACGAUGCCAUGGGGCAUGAGGAGGGCGUGAUGGUUGACCUGGCGAUUGCUCUGCAGCGAGUCGUCAAGCGGCUGAGAGAGAGCAGGGACAACCGGGCUCCGUAUAAGUGGGCGCCGCUGGUGCUGCACGGGGCAUGGGUUUUGUCCGGUCACGAUGAUACGUAG